AGGAUAAAGGAAAAGGGGGAGUUAAGUAAAAUCGGCCUAAAGAAAAAAAAGCGUAUCAGUAAAAAAAAUAAGGAAAUACAUUUAUGAAAUUACUAAUAUUAAUAUCAUGUAUAUUAUAUAAGUAGUUUUAAAUGAAGACGUAUUGAAAUCGACAGAAGGAAAUCCCUCCCCUUUUAUUCUUGAGUUGGUAUAUUCCAGUGCCUGACGAACUCAUUACUGUAGGACGGCUGUGUUGGUCUUUGUUGCUUUUAGCUGGAUUUGUUUUUCACAGUAAUAAAUAAAUAAACGGAUUAUUAUCAUUCUCUGUCCAUAUUAAUAACGUCCCCAUAAAGAUGGAUGAAAGAAGUUACGGAUCUUUGCCUCAUGUGCCCUCGGAUUAUGUUCAGCACUGGGUUCAGUCAGCACAGCAGCAUCUCCAAGCCCUCCACGCUCAGUACUCUCAUAUGGCUAACGGUAAUGUUGCCAGCUUCAUGGAAGGACACGGAGAAGACCCUGGAAUGACAGAAACGCAUGUCCAGGAGCCACUUGCUGCACCGCUUGAACCCGGGGCUCCCAAGCAAGCUCCCACUAAAGGAAAGAGGGGCAGACCUGCAAGCAAAGAGCCUAAAGCUAAACCAGGCCCCAAGCCUAAGAAGGCCAAAGCAAACAAAGAGGGCCAACCAGCUGAAGGAACACAGGAGAAGAUUGACGAGUCCUUCAAGAAAGUUAAAAGGAAAAUCGAUCGCUUCAAGGGCAUGUCCGAGGAGGAGGUCAUGAAAAAGACUCUUCCAGACAUCCUUACAUACAACCUGGACUAUGUAAUUAUUGGAAUAAAUCCAGGCUUGAUGGCUGCCUACAUUGGAAGAUGGUUCCCUGGACCUGGGAACCAUUUUUGGAAAUGCCUGUUCCUGUCUGGAUUUACUGAGCAGCUGUUGAACCACAUGGAUGAUCAGUCUCUCCCUGAGAAAUACGGCAUUGGCUUCACUAACAUGGUGCAAAGAGCAACACCAGGAAGCAAAGAUCUCACAAGUAAAGAGCUUCGAGAAGGUGGCAAAAUUUUAGUGGAGAAGAUUAAAAAGUUCAAACCUCUCAUAGCAGUUUUCAACGGGAAAUGUAUAUAUGAAAUGUUCUGUCGAGAGCUAUUUGGGAAAAAGCCCAAAACUCUGGAAUUUGGCUUGCAGCCACACAAGAUUCCUGACUCGGACACGGCGUUGUAUCUGAUGCCCUCAUCAAGUGCCCGCUGUGCCCAGUUCCCUCGAGCUCAGGAUAAAGUGCACUUCUACAUCAAGCUCCGAGAACUCCGAGACCAACUGAAGGGUGUGGCCAGGCUCAAGGAAGUAGAGGAAGUCAAUUAUACCUUUGAUCUUGGCAUGGCUAAAGAGGACGCGAAGAGAAUGGCCAUUAAGGAGGAGCAGUACGAUCCUGGCUACGAGGUUGCGUAUGGAGGGGCGUAUGUGGAACCUGGAUUUGAGGCAGGCAAUGGCCACUGUGCCUUCACUUCUGGAGAAGCAGAAGCAGUAGAGAAGGAGCCUAGGAAUCCAAAUGCAGUCGGCCAGCUUCCAGAUGGCCAGUGGAUGACCAACUCCUUCGCGGAUCAGAUUCCCGAGAUCGGCAGCUCAUCACAAGUUCAGGCAGAGGCUGUAUGAACAAGACCAUCAUCUCAGUAAGGGAUGUGACUCCUGUGUUCAUCCGCAGCUCUCCUCUCGUGCAGUGCCUCUCAAUACGUAUUGGAGCAAUCUCAAUACGUGCACUGACUCUCUUCUGCUUGCUGAUUUGUUUAAAAUCUGUUACAUUAGGUAAUAAGGCCAUUAUGGUUGCUGUGUGUAAGUCACUCAGCAGAACAGGAUGAUGAGUUGAUGAUGAUUCGAAGCAGAAACGGAUACUUCAGCAACUCGCGUCACCUGCUGCUCUCAAUAGCGAUAAACUGUACCUCAGUUCUUCAACUGAAGACUCUUAUCACGAAGCACUCAACUAAAAGGGAUGCAUUUGAAUUUUUUUCAAUUUUCUUUGCCAUGAAUUUGAAGUAGGAUUUUAGGAAGUAGUAUUUCUAUAGAAUUUUUUUUUUUAAUAUUCUGUGUCCAAAACAUUUUUGUUUUUGCUUAGUAUAUAAGCACUGAUGCAUUUGUUUUAUUUCAUGUGAUAUCAGGGAUUGAUACUUGAUUUUAAGACAGAACAGUAACAGUAUGUAGUUUGAAUUGGUUAAAUUUUUUUCUUCUCGUGCAAAACGUGCACGAUUCUCUGCCUGGAAGCCGUUUACAUACAGUAGGUAAGCAUGGAAAUAGUAAAGAUUAUGAAUCCCCUUUUUAUAUAAAAGAUGGUGUUAGGGCAAGUAGCAUAGGUGAAAUUAUUAAAACAUUUGUAAUCAAAGCAGACACCAUGAUUAAUCGCUCAAGGUGCAUUUUUAAAUGAUUAUACUGAUGCAAUCAUGUGACUGUGUGGUGUUGAUUUGGUAUUUGUGGAGUAGUUGUCUCCUGUGACAUGAAAUUAUAAACGCGAGUGUCAAAGACAGUCACGCUACCUUCUCAAGUACUGUAAAACGGUGUUUUUAUGACACAUGGUACUGUGUGAAUUUUAAAGCUUUGAUUUACUGUGGUUUUACUGUUGAUAUAAAAUGCUCUUGGUGCUAAUUUGUUCUUAUUGUAAACAUGAUUACGUUUUCCCUCUAUUAAAAUUUUAUUGCAUUCAA
This is a messenger RNA of Neoarius graeffei (lesser salmon catfish), 2665 nucleotides long. It is a transcript of the gene tdg.1, whose product is annotated as thymine DNA glycosylase, tandem duplicate 1. Gene Ontology annotation, biological process: base-excision repair, AP site formation. Gene Ontology annotation, molecular function: mismatch base pair DNA N-glycosylase activity. The record is from RefSeq and is a predicted model, not a curated record. NCBI's taxonomy places the organism in Eukaryota, Metazoa, Chordata, Actinopteri, Siluriformes, Ariidae. Gene Ontology annotation, cellular component: nucleus. The transcript has 11 exons. The coding region runs from base 333 to 1625 and encodes 430 amino acids.